UCUCUCUCUCUCUCUCCAUCUCUCGUAGAGCCAGGGUUAGGUGCGGUGAAGGGAGGCUUCGAAACAUCCUGCCGCUAUACUUUUGCUUUAAAAGGACGAUACAGUGUCGAGUAGUCUGCUUCGAGAGUAACAUCACUUAUUUCCGUUUGCUGGAUUUCUUUGUGGAGUAACCUUAACUUUUAAUAAGGGGAGAGGUAUUUUUCUAGUUUAAAGAGGAGAGAAAGCACAACAACAGGAUAUUAAAUCACUCGGAUAGAACUAACGGACAGUUUCCGUUUUAACCUAAACGAAAGUGAGAGAGAGUGCUGUCACCAAGAUGGCAGAGAGCGGCACAGAACCAGAUCCUUUAUCCUGCUCGAUAUGCUUGGAUGUCCUGAAGAACCCUGUGACUCUUCAUUGUGGCCACAGCUACUGUAUAGAUUGUAUAAAUUGCUGCUGGGAUCUGGAGGAUCAGGGAAGUGUUUACCGCUGUCCUCAGUGUAGACACACUUUCCUCAGCAGACCUGUGCUGAACAAGAACACAGUGCUAGCUGAUUUGGUGGAGAAACUUGGUGGGGCAGAACCCACCUGUCCUGUGAGGGAUGAAGUCAGUCCAGGGGAUGUGGAGUGUGAUGUCUGCACUGUGAGGAAGCUGAAAGCUGUCAAGUCUUGCCUGGUGUGUCUGGCGUCUUACUGUACAACUCACCUGCAGCCCCACUAUGAGUCAGCAGCGUUCAAAAGACACAAGCUUGUGGAAGUUUCAGCCUCCCUACAGGAGAAGAUCUGCUCUAAGCAUGACAAGCUGCUGGAAGUCUAUUGUCGAAGUGAUGAACAAUGCAUUUGCCAACUUUGUGUGAUGGAUGAGCACAAAGGUCAUGACACUGUUUUGGCUGCAGCAGAGAGGGAAAGGAAACAAAAACAAUUUGGAAAGAAAACACAAAGAUACCAGCAGGGAAUACAGGAAAAGGAGAAACAGCUCCGGCAGCUAACACAGAAAAUGAAAGCACUGACGUGUUCUGCAGAUGCAGCGGUCGAUCAAAACGAGAAAGCCUAUGCUGAGAUAGUCCUGAUGGCGGAUAAAAGACGUUGUGCUGUGAAGGAGCAGAUUCAAGUUCAGGAGAAAGCUGCAAUGAGCAAAGCUGAGGCACUUGUGGAUCAGCUGGAGAAGGAUGUCUCUGAGCUGAGGAAGAGAGAGGAUGAACUGAUGCAGCUCUCACUUACUGAGGAUCACGUUCAUUUCCUGCAGAGCUACCAGUCUAUGUGUGACCGUCCAGAACCUGACAUGUCCUCCGAUGUCAACGUCCAGCUACACGCAUCUUUUGAUUUUGUGACAAAGGCCAACUCUGAUUUUAGAGAGAAACUGGAAAGCAUGGUGCAGGCUGUUGGAGAAAUAUCUGUUACAAUUCAAGCUGAUCCUGGUUCAAAAACCAGAACAGUUGUCCGUGAAGGUGCCCUGAAGAAAAUGCUGAAGCAAUAUAAAUACAGAGACCUGACUCUUCGUGAAAUAACCAAUGUGAUCUCCCAGUACAAAGACUUGAAGCCGGUUAUGGAUGCAUAUGUGUUCAAUGAUGGCUCCACAAGAGACCAGAUGAGUUUAGCAGGAACAGUCCCAGUGAGCUACAGAGGCAAUGUCUACAACAUCCCAGUGUGUCUGUGGUUGCUGGACACAUACCCCUACAACCCUCCCAUAUGUUUUGUCGAACCUACCAGUGCCAUGAUGAUCAAAACGGGCAAACACAUUGAUCCCAAUGGCAAGAUCUACCUGCCUUAUCUACAUGAGUGGAAGCACCCUACAUCAGACCUGUAUGGUCUCAUUCAGGUGAUGAUUGUGUCAUUUGGAGAGGAGCCACCUGUGUUUUCUCGCCCCACCUCACAAGCCCCUUUAACAAAUUACUUUGGUGUUUGAAUGCCAGUGUGUUAACAAACAUGAAUUACUUUAUCAGCAGCUCAUAAAGGAGCAUCUUAACUGCACCCACAGACAUUGUUGUGUUCUUAUCCACAAUUGUUUUGGACUUUUGACCCAAGCAUAUUUUCUAAUUUGGAGAACACACAUAGUGCAGACAAAAAUGGUGUAGUAAAUUAGAAAAUAAUCUGUUUAAUUUACUUUACUUUUAUUUUAAAUACUACUGCUUACCUCAAUUGUGAGCAUCAGUUAGGUUGCAAACGAACCCAUCAAUACACAGCACAAUGCAUCGGUUGCAUUUAUUUCAAUUGCAACAAUGCCUACAUGUAUCAUCCCUGUCAAAUAAAUAAAUAAAUAAAUCCUUAUUGAAUCCACCCCACCAAAUUUCAUAUUUGAGUUAGAAGCAAGACAGAACAAAAAAGGAGGGGGUGUUUGUGCCUUUUUAGGGAUAGGUUCCUUUGUAAUAAGUUAUCAUUUGGAGAGUUCUCAUCAUUUGAAUAUGUGUCGUUUAAAAUGGAAAUUAAAUUCUCUCCAUGUAUAUAUAGUUAUAUACAGGCCAUCAAAAUACUCUCCACAGUUCCUUGAUGAUUUUACUGAGAUGCUUUCAAUUAUCUGCACUGAAUUUGACUGUAUAGUAAUUACGGGUAAUUUUAAUGUAAACCUAGAUAAUAUCAGUGACAAAAAUGCCAUAGAACUUCCUGUUAUACUUGACAUGUUUGAUCUGUCACAACAUUUGAAAGAGCUGACCCUUAAUAGAGGACACACUCUAGAUCUAGUUAUUACUAAGGGUGUUAACAUUUCAAAUGUUACUGUGCUUGAUGUUGCUCAGAUCAUUGUGCAUUCUUUGAUCUGUCUAUUCCACUAAAAAUCAACAUUAGAUCUGAACUGUUAAAAAAGCAAAGGUUCAUCCAUACCAGAACACUUUUUAUGGAAGACAUCGACUCUGAAACUGCCCCAUCUUCAAAUCAUGUAAUUAAUGCCAUUCCUCCUGCUGAGGUUAACCUUUUCAUGCAUGAAUUAUGAUAACCUCAGUCAGGAUUUUUUUCCUAAGUGUUUUCAUUCCUC
Molecule: messenger RNA, 2947 nt
Organism: Thunnus maccoyii (southern bluefin tuna)
Lineage: Eukaryota; Metazoa; Chordata; Actinopteri; Scombriformes; Scombridae
Product: E3 ubiquitin/ISG15 ligase TRIM25-like
Exons: 9
Coding region: 317-1885 (522 amino acids)
Biological process (GO): protein transport; protein modification process
Molecular function (GO): zinc ion binding
Source: RefSeq, a predicted model, not a curated record